This is a messenger RNA of Topomyia yanbarensis, 1331 nucleotides long. RefSeq lists its product as uncharacterized. The transcript has 2 exons. Gene Ontology annotation, molecular function: catalytic activity. Lineage: Eukaryota; Metazoa; Arthropoda; Insecta; Diptera; Culicidae. The coding region runs from base 18 to 1331 and encodes 437 amino acids. The record is from RefSeq and is a predicted model, not a curated record.
GCACCAAGCUGUACAAAAUGAGUGUGGCAGAAACCGGAUGUUUGCCUUACAUGGUACGCCUUGUCCUAGGAAUGCCAUACAUGGUGACCACGAACGUCGAUGUUGAAGACGGGCUUGUAAAUGGUGCGAUUGGAGAGCUGAAAUAUGUGGAGUAUGACGAAGAUGAUGCUCAUGAGGAAAUCGUCAAAUUGUGGAUCAAAUUUGACAGUGAUACAAUUGGUGCUGUUUUGAGACUAAAAUCAAGACCGUUAGUGUACUCUAAGCCCGGAAUCUUGCAGCCCGACUGGACCCCCAUUUCCAGACGAUCAGCAAACAUCAAGCUCAGUAGUAGCAUCAAGUGUAAACGUAUACAGUUCCCAAUUGUGAGCGCAAGUCCAUUAACGGUUCACAAUUCGCUAGGAGGAACUUUCAGCGAAAUCGUAUACGACUACGACAAAAGUCAGGACCAACAGCUGGUAUACGUUGGCCUAUCCCGAGUUACAUCUCUCGAUGGUCUUUAUCUGACAAAUUCCGCCAACGCAUUUAUGUUUCACCAUGCUAGAGGAAGCAAAUCACCGAAAAUGUUAGAACUGCGAAGCGAGUUACAACGGUUGGACAAUCAUCGACUUCGGACGCUUGCUGAACAGAUCAUGGAUGUCAUGCAGAACAGUGGGUGUGCUUGUACACUUAUGACUAUGAAUGUACAAAGCCUUCAGGCGCACUCGUUAGACAUUGCUACCGAUCGUAUUCUAACCAACGUUGAUGUAUUGGCAUUGAGCGAAACAUGGCUAGACAACGGAACAUUUGUCGAAAUCGUCGGAUUCAAGCGAAUCAUCCAGUCAAAGCGUGUUGGUGCGAGAGCAGCGGGUAUUGCAAUUUACCAGAAGGACACCAUACCUACCAUAGCAAUACCUCAUACCAUUGAUAAGCUAAGUGCUAGUUAUGAUGAGCAACUGGGUUUGGCAGACGAUGUUGGUGACAUUUGUGCUGCUGAAAUAAUUGUCAUGGACAUUCGAACACUGCUAAUUUCCGUAUACAUUUCUCCAGAUUCGACGACCAAGCAGAGGAAAUAUUUUCUGACGCGCAACUUAAUGAUGUACACCCGAACAGACAUGCCCAUUGUCGUAACUGGCGAUUUCAACAUCGACGUAUCUAAGCCAGAAAACACAGAUUUCGUCGAUUUCAUGAAGAGAGGUCUUAAAUUUGAUCUUGCUUCUGAUCCCACACAAGCGACAACUCUAGGUGGUACUUGCCUCGAUUUGACUUUCACCAGGAACAUCCGGGCCACAUGCAAACGAUAUUGUGCAUACUUUUCAUAUCACCGGCCUAUGCUGUCGGUGAUUGAAAUAUAA